UCUUUCGUCAGUCGGGCAAUCAUCACUCACUCACUACUAGUCGAUUGUAAAAGAGAACCCUGACCCUUUUUUUACUACACCUGACAUAGGAUCCCUCGUACGGGAUAUUUUUUUAUUUAUCGCUGCUUUGAAGGCGAAUAAACAUCGUGCUCACCCAUGGCUUGUUGGAGGACAGAUUUAAGAUGAUCUUUGUGCUACUUCAUCAACGUUUCUUGCUAAAUAACUGCUGUUGUAAAAGCCGAGCUGUCAUCGACGUGUUAGCCGGUGAGCUUAACAACAAAGCAUGCCCGGUUAAUUCAUAUUUUUUCAGCAGAUCGCCUUGACAGCAGGCAGCUUUCUGGAGGAUUUUUGCUAAAAGAAUAUCCUAUGCGAUUUAAAUUUGUUUACAACCGAGACUGUAUUGGAAACCGUUUACAAUCUGGGACAUCUCUUAGCUGCUGAUCCAAGAUUUCCACUUUAAGAUUAACUGAGAGAGUGAAUUUAUGUUUUUCUGGAUGAAACUGGCGAUCGUGUUUCCCAUAGUGAUGGUUGCUCCUAACAACAAAGCAUCUUUUCCCAUGGUCCCAUCUGGAGCCCUUUUCGAGCCUGUCUCUGCUGGUGAUCUGUAGGGAUGUAGUCUUGUUAUUGUUGAUGAUCAAGAGGGUAGCAUGACAACGUUUCACAUGGAUGCCAGCUUGUUUUCAAGGUGACAGGCAAGGGAGACAGCAGCAGUUGGCUGGCCAGCAAAAAAGAAAAAAGUCAGAAAAAUUUGACUAGUCAGAUCAGUCAAGUUUUACCAGACACUGUUAACCUGAAAAGCAUCUCAGAAAUGCACAAGAGCUGCAUCCAUCCAAGCAAGACGUUUAGAUAAGAGCUUAAGAGUUACAGAGCAAAAACUGUUCAGUAUUAGAAAGCAAGUACUGUAUUUGCCUUGAAUCUUCUUGCCAUUAAAUUGUUGUAAUGAUGGGCCGACUCAUCUGAGGCAGCAAAGAGUUUGUCAGACACCUGCUUAGGGUGUCUGUGUGUAUUGGUGCGUAGUCUUUAUCAUUGUAAUGGUCACGCCUGUAGAUUAAAGUAAUGUUGGGAUUGUGGAUGCUUCGUUUGGGUUCUCCAACAAUGUUGCCUGCGUUUUGGCUGCUGCUUUUUAUGGUAACCUCCAUCAGGCUGUCUGAGACCAUGGGAAGAGAGGAGAAGAGCAAACUGAGGAACCAAGUGGUGGAAAUGUUUGACCAUGCUUAUCAGAAUUACAUGGAUCACGCCUACCCUGCGGAUGAGCUGAUGCCCUUGACCUGCCGUGGACGAGUGCGCGGACUAGAGCCCAGUCGAGGAGAUAUCGAUGAUGCCCUGGGGAAGUUUUCCCUCACCCUUAUUGACACACUUGACACUCUUGCGCUUUUAAAUAAGACGGUGGAGUUUGAAGAGGCAGUGAGGAGGGUAGUGGCUGACGUACGAUUGGAUAAUGACAUCGUGGUGUCUGUAUUUGAGACCAAUAUUCGUGUGCUGGGUGGACUGCUGGGGGGUCACUCAAUGGCCGUCAUGCAGAAGGAAAACGGACGAAUGCUAUGGUACCAGGAUGAACUGCUGCACAUGGCCAAAGAUCUUGGGCUCAGAUUGCUUCCUGCGUUUAACACCACCAGUGGUCUACCUUACCCUAGAGUGAAUCUGCGUUAUGGUGUCAGAGGACCCGAGACCCGUACAGGCACUGAAACGGACACCUGCACUGCCUGUGCUGGUACUAUCAUCCUGGAAUUUGCAGCCCUGAGCCGGUUUACCGGAGACCCCACAUUUGAGGCCCAUGCCAGGAGAGCUCUGGACUUCCUAUGGGAAAAGAGACAGAGGAAUAGUAAUCUAGUGGGAACAACCAUCAACAUCCAUUCUGGAGAGUGGGUGCGCAGGGAUAGUGGGGUUGGAGCAGGCAUAGAUUCCUAUUAUGAGUAUUUGAUGAAGGCUUAUAUAUUGCUAGGAGAUGAUGAAUUUCUACAGCGUUUUAAUACUCACUAUGCAUCCAUAAUGAAGUAUAUCAGCCAACCUCCUUUGCUAUUGGAUGUCCAUAUCCACAAACCCCUACUACCAGCCCGCACCUGGAUGGACUCCUUGCUUGCUUUUUUCCCUGGAUUACAGGUGUUAAAAGGCGAUAUCCGCCCAGCUAUAGAGACGCACGAAAUGCUUUAUCAAGUCACCAAAAAACACAACUUCCUGCCUGAGGCGUUCACCACUGAUUUCAGGGUUCACUGGGCCCAACAUCCUCUGCGGCCAGAGUUUGCAGAAAGCACCUACUUUCUUUAUAAGGCCACUAAAGAUCCAUAUUACCUAGAGGCCGGGCGGACCAUACUGGAAAAUCUAAACCGCUACGCUCGAGUUCCCUGUGGCUUUGCUGCUAUGAAGGACGUGAGGACAGGGAGUCACGAGGACCGCAUGGACUCUUUCUUCCUGGCGGAGAUGUUUAAGUACCUGUUCCUGCUGUUUGCUGAAGAGGAGGAUUUGCCUUUUAAUGUGGAGGACUACGUCUUUACCACCGAAGCACAUCUGCUCCCUCUCUCUCUAUCUACUGCCUCAAACUCGCAGGCACCCCCUGUCAUUGACUAUAUGCCUGUAGAGGAGCUUGAUGACUCAAAUUUUGAAUGGACUUGUCCCAACACCCGCCUUCUUUUUCCUGACCCUGCCUUCCCACGCAAUCUUCGUGAACCAAUCAGGAGUGCUGUAGAUAAGAGCUGUCCACGCCCGGCACUCAACCGAGAUCCUGGUACGGUCCGUCCUCCAUUGAGGGCUCAGGAUUUCAUGGCCAAUAAUCCUGAACACCUUGAGCUGCUGAGACGGAUGGGUGUGAGUCUCAUUCACCUAAAGGAUGGCAGAGUGCAACUUGUUCAGCAUGCAACACAGGCUGUGAGCGCAGUUGCUGCAGAGGAUGGCAUGCGGUUCAUGCAGGAGAUGAUGGAGCUUUCCAGCCAGCAGCAGAAAGAACAGCUUCCCCCCAGAGCGGUUCAGAUUGUCUCCCAACCCUUUUUUGGUAGAGUGGUACUGACCGCAGGCCCUGCACAGUUCGGAGUAGAUCUUUCCAAAAGCAUCUCUGGGGUGCGUGGGUUUGUAACUGUAGCGGAGCCCUACAACGGCUGUUCUGAGUUGAGUAACGGUGAGAUUGUGGCUGGCCGCAUUGCUCUGCUGCAGCGGGGCCAGUGCAUGUUUGCCGAGAAGGCUAGGCAUAUUCAGAAGGCAGGGGCCAUCGGAGGCAUCGUCAUCGAUGAUAACGAGGGCAGCAGCAGUGACACAGCUCCAUUAUUCCAGAUGGCAGGGGAUGGGCGGAACACUGAUGAUGUCACUUUGCCACUCCUCUUCCUCUUCCACAAAGAGGGCAACAUCCUGUUGGAGGCUCUAAAGGAGUACAGGGAGGUGGAGGUGCUGCUUAGUGAUAAAGCAAGAAGCAGAGAAGCCAUAUUCAAAGGGAAAGCCCUUCCGGGCGCCCUCUUGGAUGGCAGUACGGAUGGCACAGAGGAAGAGGACUGCUCUACUGAGGAGAAAGACCACAGUUCUCCUGAACCUCUCGACCAAUCACAAGUCACUACUCAGGAACAGGCGGCCGAAGAGCAGGAGACGGUUCAAUCGGCGGAGGGGCUCAGCAGUUAUGUCUCCAUGGACGUAGGGGAGGACCCUGCGGUGGAUGAAGAUUCGAGUAGCCGAUCGGUGGACUCACUUAUGGCCGAUUGGCAGGAGGACUUAGAAGCCUUUAAGCAAAUGGAGAAGGAUGAGCUUUGACAUUCCCAUUCAUCUCCGACAGUUUAGUACGUCACAGACUAACAAAUAAUUUUUGCCAUGUACAGAAAUAUAUCGGACAAGGAUGAUUAAGAA
This is a messenger RNA of Paramisgurnus dabryanus, 3822 nucleotides long. RefSeq names its product ER degradation enhancer, mannosidase alpha-like 3 (gene edem3). The record is from RefSeq and is a predicted model, not a curated record. Gene Ontology annotation, cellular component: endoplasmic reticulum; membrane. Lineage: Eukaryota; Metazoa; Chordata; Actinopteri; Cypriniformes; Cobitidae. Gene Ontology annotation, biological process: mannose trimming involved in glycoprotein ERAD pathway; endoplasmic reticulum mannose trimming; carbohydrate metabolic process. Gene Ontology annotation, molecular function: mannosyl-oligosaccharide 1,2-alpha-mannosidase activity; calcium ion binding.